CAUUUCCGGGUCCUUUUCAGCUCACAUGGCUGACUCGGAUGGGUUUAUUGUGGUUAAGAAGGGUAAAGGUAGGCGACCAAGGCCAAACAGAGACUGUGUGUCAAGUUCAACAGAGGUGUUUGAUCGCAAUAAAAGUGAUCACGAUAUCGACUUGGGAAGAGUGAAAGAAAAGAUACAUUUGUUGAGAGAUGAAUUGAAGUGCAGUGAGUUCUACACCAAUGUUCUAGAUCAGUUGAAACAGUGUUGUUUGACUGUUUACCAAGAGAGAAAAAAGCAGGAUUCUGAAAGUCGGUGUGAUGCUGAUCUGGAGGAUGUUGAAAGAGAUGUGGCUGGGCUCUGUCUCAAUGACCCUCCCAAAAACACGACCCUCCCUCCAGACAUGGAGUGUAUUUGUUACGGCGUGGGCAACAUCUCCGGAAACAUCAUUGCACAGUAUCAGCUGGGUCUCGUCAUGGCGCUGAGGGAGGACUUCAAGCUGGACCAAGACAGGUGCUUCAUGUUUGAUCCAGUCUUCACUGAGGGAGAGAAGCAGACCCUUCGAGAUCUUCACUUCAGUAUUAUUCCUGUAAACGAGGAAGGCAAGAGGCGCUGUCCUAGGCCAGCAUUGUUCUUUCUCCCGCACUGUGGCAAGGCGUUCUACAACAACCUUUUGUGGUGCAACUGGCAGCCACAGACGCUCUGCAACAUCGUCAUCAUCGGAAACAGCUUCAAGGCCAUGGUUGAAAGGACUCCUGAGCGACUUUUAAAAGAAACUGGAUUAUAUAUAAUGAAGAUUCAGGAGUACACAGCUGAGAUCCCUGUAAGUCAAGCCUUUCAUCACAGCGACGUCUUCAACGACAUGGCCAUCCACUACUUCCCUCUCCAUCGGCUGACCACUGCUCCCAGGGAAUUGUGGGAGGCCCAUGAUGCACCUGUGUACAGCCAACAUGAUGCAGAGAUAAUACUUAGCUGA
Haliotis rubra (blacklip abalone) is the source of this 952-nucleotide messenger RNA. Its product is annotated as SRR1-like protein. The record is from RefSeq and is a predicted model, not a curated record. Gene Ontology annotation, cellular component: cytoplasm; nucleus. Bases 26 to 952 code for a protein of 308 amino acids. Gene Ontology annotation, biological process: microtubule-based process. NCBI's taxonomy places the organism in Eukaryota, Metazoa, Mollusca, Gastropoda, Lepetellida, Haliotidae. The transcript is spliced from 7 exons.